Sander lucioperca (pikeperch) is the source of this 2201-nucleotide messenger RNA. RefSeq names its product acyl-coenzyme A thioesterase 1-like. Gene Ontology annotation, biological process: fatty acid metabolic process; acyl-CoA metabolic process. Gene Ontology annotation, molecular function: fatty acyl-CoA hydrolase activity. The record is from RefSeq and is a predicted model, not a curated record. The coding region runs from base 264 to 1532 and encodes 422 amino acids. NCBI's taxonomy places the organism in Eukaryota, Metazoa, Chordata, Actinopteri, Perciformes, Percidae. The transcript has 4 exons.
AAGAUGCGUCGUUUGUGAUUUAAUAACGUUUUGCUCAGAAGUUAUUGAUCCCGGAGGUUCGAAUCUGUGAAUGUCUUUCCAACUUAAGGAACGUGGAAACUGGGUCCAAAGUCUGAAACUGGGUCCAAAGUCUAACUAUAAAACUGUACAUUUGCCUGCGUUACAGCCAUGUUAGCUGUCUGUUAGCACGUCUGACAGCACAAUAUAGAAAACACAAGGGACAGUGAAGCAAAUAGUGGACUAUUCAUUUAACUGAAGGAGAGAUGUCCUCCCAAGUCCGACUGAGGCUGCUGCCGAGAGCCAGAUGCAUGUUUGAUGAGCCGGUGAAGGUGAAGGUGGCCGGGCUGAGGGCGAGACAGGUGGUCACCAUGAGAGCCAGAACCACUGAUGACAAGGGACUGGUGUUCAGCUCCUCGGCCACCUACAAGGCUGAUGGGAGCGGGGAGAUCGACCUGGAGAGAGACCCCUCUCUCAGCGGGAGCUACGUCGGGGUUGAACCCAUGGGUCUGCUGUGGUCGAUGAGGGCAGACACCUUGCACAAGAGGUUUAUAAAAACUAAUUCACUGAACCACCAUGUGGUGAAUUUCUCUGUGCACGAGAAGGAGGGUGAGGGAAGGAUGCUGGCAGAGGAGACCAAUGAGAGGCUUCUGAUUGGAGACGGAGUCAACCGGCUCCCCAUCAAAGAGGGGAAUAUCCGUGGAAUUCUGUUCACUCCCCCAGGAAGAGGUCCAUUCCCUGCCCUGUUGGAUCUGUACACCUUUGGUGGAGGUUUGUCAGAGAAAAGGGCCUCUCUGCUGGCCAACCGUGGAUUUGUGGUUCUGACUGUAGCACUGUACGGUCAUGAUGACAUGGCGCGGAACAUCAAAGAGGUCCAUCUGGAUUAUUUCGAAGAAGCUAUAGAGUUUUUAAAAAAACAAGAUAAGGUGGGCAGUAAAGGAGUUGGGUUACUAUCCCUUUCAAAAAGCGGAGAUCUUGCACUAUCAAUAGCCUCUUACCUGCCAGGUGUUGAGGCCACAGUGUGGAUUAACGGCUGCUGUGCCAAUACACUUUUACCCCUCUACCAUAAGAAGAGCCAAAUCCUCCCUGCGUUAAUGAUGGACAUCAGCAAGAUGGUUCCCACUGAGUCAGGGGCCUUUAUUGGCAAGAACGUUAUGCAUAAUCCGCUGGCAGAGGAGAACAAGGCCACCCUGGUCCCCAUUGAACAAGCCAAGGGACGUUUCCUCUUUGUGGCUUCAGAGGACGACCUCAACUGGGACAGCAAGGCUUACGUGGACCAGAUGGUGGAGAGACUGCAGCGUCAUGGGAAGGACAACUUUGAGAGUGUGUCUUACCCUGCAGCAGGACAUUACCUAGAGCCGCCAUACGGACCCUACUGCCCCUCCAGUUUUCAUGGGGUUGUAGGCAAGCCAGUCCUGUGGGGGGGUGAGCCCAGGUCCCAUGCAGCAGCUGAAGUCCACCUGUGGAAGAAGAUCCAGGAGUUCUUCAGAACUCACCUGAGCUGUGAUUUUACACAGACUAAUGCCAAAUUAUAGAUACAAAUAUCAUGAUUAGAAGACAUGAACAGAUAAAUCACCAGCCAGUUAAAGGUGGAGUCUGCGAUUCUGGAGAAACAUUGUUGAUAUUUGAACUUAACAUGCUAACAAAUACACCCCUCCUGUCAGUGCUCAUUCAUAAUGUUAGCAUGUGUCAAAUUUACCAUCUCCCUCACACUGCCUUUCUCUUUAUAUAUCCAUGGCCAUCCCCUGUCCUGUGCACAAAUCCAAGGAAAUAGUGUUGUGUGGCUCGGUCCGAGCCACUUUAUUAGUUUCCCAUUUACAGAGCUGGGCAGUAUAUGAACACUGUUUUCUUAGCGCACACAGAAUGGACAGGGAAUGACUCCACUGGCUCCAAAAAAAGUAUGUUUCUAUAGAAGUAUAUGAAAAAAAUGACCCAUUAUCUGCCUUAAUUUAUUACCUCAGUAAACAUUUCCAUAAUGAGUUUAUCUCCCCUCUUUUUGCCACAGAUGAAAUGUGAUUUUAAUGGAAGGUAAUGAGGCAUUUUUGGUCAUGAAGGUGUCCAGAGGGAGUAUCUGGCACUACAUAAAAAAUACUAAUGCAAUCAAAUCAAUUUUGUUGCUAAUCUUUGACAUAUCCAGACUGUAAUCACAACCAAAGCCCCAUCCCCCUAUUAUCUAUUAUAUGGAAAAUAUUUUUUUUGUGUUU